AUGGCAACAUUACCAAAAAGAAUUAUAAAGGAAACACAAAGACUUAUGACUGAACCUGCUCCAGGUAUUAGUGCAACACCAGCAACAGAUAAUUUUCGUUAUUUUAAAGUAGCAAUUUCAGGACCAUUAGAUUCACCAUUUGAAGGUGGUGUUUUUAAUUUAGAACUUUUCCUUACAGAUGACUAUCCAAUGUCUGCACCAAAAGUUCGUUUCCUUACUAAAAUCUAUCACCCAAAUAUUGAUAAGUUGGGUAGAAUUUGUUUAGAUAUUUUAAAAGAUAAAUGGAGUCCAGCUCUUCAAAUUAGAACUGUUCUCUUAUCAAUUCAAGCUUUAUUAUCAGCCCCAAAUCCAGAUGAUCCAUUAGCAAAUGAUGUAGCUGAACAUUGGAAAACCAACGAAAAAGAAGCAAUGGCAAGAGCUAGAGAAUGGACCAGAUUAUACGCUGAAGCACCAGUUGAAAAUUAA
Messenger RNA from Dictyostelium discoideum AX4, 465 nucleotides. RefSeq lists its product as hypothetical. The record is from RefSeq and is a predicted model, not a curated record. Gene Ontology annotation, molecular function: ubiquitin conjugating enzyme activity. The coding region runs from base 1 to 465 and encodes 154 amino acids. Gene Ontology annotation, biological process: protein ubiquitination. NCBI's taxonomy places the organism in Eukaryota, Evosea, Eumycetozoa, Dictyosteliales, Dictyosteliaceae. The transcript has 5 exons.